Molecule: messenger RNA, 1068 nt
Organism: Cladocopium goreaui
Lineage: Eukaryota; Dinophyceae; Suessiales; Symbiodiniaceae
Source: the annotation of a GenBank genome assembly
AUGGCGCCCAUUGGUGUUUUCCAAUGGUUUUGGCGGAUCUUUCUUGCACAGGUGGCCCGCUUGGUCCAGUGGUUUCGGUGGUGCCAUCGGCGUUCAGAGGUGGAGGCCUCGAUGCGCCGGCGCCUCCUUGAUGCAUGGGUCACGGCGGAGAGGAGUUGCACGACUUUCAAAAUGAAAUUGGUGCGGGGCAAGGAACAUUUACCAGCCGAAUUGAUCGUCACUUCCUCUCAUGUUGACACGUGCAACCUGCAGAAACUGAUCGGGUCCAAACUCCGGAAGGAACACUACUUCAACGGCGGUGUCGCGCGCAGUCGUUUUGUGUUGUGCGAUGUCACUUCGGACAACCGGCUCGUGGCGGUCUUCGGCCUCUUCGGGCAUUUUUCCGAAGGUGCACCCUUCAUGCAGAUUGCAGGUGGUGCUUUUCCUGAGAUGGUGGGGGAAAGCUGCGAAGAUUGGAUCGUGGUCUCCACCGAGACAGUGCUGACCAGCGUUCCCGACGAGGUGGAAGAGGAGGCUGCGCGCAUUGCCGCGGUGAAAGCUGCCGAGCACAGCGGAGCUGGGCCCUUUGGGUGGCCGCGCGACGGGAACGAGCGCGUCUUCGUGCUCGCGAAGAGGACUGGGACAUCCACCAGCGAUCCCAGCGAACUUCGUGUGAAUUUGUACAGAGAUAGCUUCGCAGCGUCCACUCGGGAAAUCUCGGUGGAUCCGGCCUGGAGCUGCGCCAUUUGCCUUGGAGCCGAUGCUGGAGCUGUGCGGCAGCUGCCCUGCGGCCACGCCUUCCAUGGCGCCUGCAUUAAGGCCUGGCUACGACGUGGACAGCGAUGCCCUUUAGGCCGCUGCCAAGUGCCCAAGGAGGUGCUCGCGGCCUUGAGAAGGCUCAUGGAUUUCAGUUUACCCGAAACGGGUGCUUGGCCCACCUUGCCACAAGACGUGGUGAAGCAGGACCUGCCAUUCCCUGCCGGAGCACGGCGGCCGGGGCGAUUGCCGCAUUUGAGGCACACCCAAGGCUGGCAAAGGUUCAGGGCCAACGACUUCAAUGCACAGAUCUUGGUCCAGCGCCUUUGUUGA